AUGCGCCUUCGAGAGAAGAUGGGAGCAGAGGAACCCCUCCCGGGAGGCCUCACCAACGGCAACGAUGGCGGCGGAGGCGGCGGCGGCGGCGGCAAGCCAAGACUGGUGAAGGACAGCAGGAGGAGCCGCGGCGGCAACAACAUCGGCGACUACACCCGGACCCUGUGGAACUCUCUCGGCGCCGGCGACAACGCCGCCGCUGCUGCUUCUGCUGCCACCGACCAGCACAGCGGUGGUGGUGUUGGACGAGGCGGGACGGGGGACGGCGGCGAAGCGCGUUCGAGCAGCGGUGGUGGCGGUGAUGGUAGGCGGUACCUGGUGGAGAGUGCCAACAUCAAUCGGACGAGGCUGUUGGCGUUCGCCGAGACCCUUGCGGCCGGAGAGAGCGCGCUCUCCCCCGGGGUGUUCGAAGUCGGAGGAGGACAGCGUGCGGAGGUGAAGAUCUACUUCGCUCUAAUGCACCUCCACCCUUUAGACGUCCGCAUCACGUACCGCGGGACCCCCGGCUCGGACGUCCAGGACGCUGAGGAGCUCACUCUCUCCACCAUGGCCCAGCUGAACGACGCGAGGCUGUGCCUGAACGCGUUACAGCUCGAGCACGCUUUCGGCGGCCGGGCGGUGUUUGCCGAGGUCAUGCUGAAGCACUACAAGUUCGCGUUCCUCUCGCAGGUGCACAAGGUGGUCGGGAGCUUCGACUUCCUGGGAGACCCUGUCGGGCUGCUCUCUAACCUGUCCACAGGCGUCAAGGACUUUUUCUACGAGCCUAUCGAGGGCCUCAAGCCGGACGGCAAGGGAUUUUUGUACGGCCUGGGGAAGGGGGGCACCUCCCUGGUCUCGAACACCAUGCAGGGUACCUUCAACACGUUCAACAAGGUCACGGGGUCCCUCGGGGACACGAUAUCCCAGCUCUCGCUCGACACGGACUACCGGAAGAGGAGAGUGCGCGAGAGGCUCGUCGAGGGCGAGACGAUGGCAGACAGCAUGGCGCAAGGUGCGAAGGAGUUCGGCAGAGGCAUUUUCCAGGGCGUCACAGGUGUCGUCAUGGAGCCGUACCUCGGUGCGGAGAAGGAAGGGGUUCUCGGCUUCGGGAAGGGGAUGGUCAAGGGGGUUGUCGGAGUCGCGAUCAAGCCCGUGGUGGGAGUGUUCGACCUGGGCACGCGAGCCUUCGAGGGCAUCCGAAACGCCUCGAGGAUGGACGAGGACUCGGACGACGACGGCACGAGCACCCACCGACCAGGCGGGGAGGUCGGCGGGCCUGGGGCGGCGGGCGGGCUUCUGUCCCUUCGAGCAAGACCGCCGAGGAUGUUCGGGCCGCUCGGGGAGAUGGACCCCUUCACGUGGGAGGCGGCGGUGGCGCAGGCGGUGCUGCGGGCGGGGAUGAGGGACGAAGAGGACUUCCCCAGCGAGAGAAUCCGGUGGUUCCGAAGGCUGACGCUCCGCGCUCGGCACUUACGUGGACUCGUCAUCCGGUCCUCGUCUUCCUCAACCACCACCACCGCCAAGAGUAAAGGCGGUGCGAAGGGAGAAAACGCGGAGUCUACCGCAGCGGCGGCAGAGGGGGGUCGUGCUGGCGGCGGCGUUGCUGCAUCAAGCAAGUCAGGGGACGGUUCGAGUUCGUCCCCGGAUGAGGCGUUUGUGACACGGUGGGUCAUCGUUACGGACAAGCGAAUGCUCCACGCGCAGGAGGAGCCCGGCUGGGGGGCGGACAAGGAGAAGGUUAAGACCCUUGACCUUGCCAGGUUCGGGGUUGCGUUUUCGCCCUGGUCGCCGGCCCUCGGGGGCGUGCGGGUGCUGUGGGACGCUCCGCUGUCCAGCAUCCGGUCCUUGACCCUUGAGCCCGCCCACGAGGGGGUGAAGGUGGAGCUGUCGGCUCCAGUGGAGUACUCUACAGACCACCAGGGUUCGAUGGGGCCGGAGUUCGCCCAGAUCCACCUGGUCAGGCCGCACAAGUACUCCAUCUGUCUUCAGGGCCACCUGAUUAGGAUGCACAGCUCGGGGCUCUUGACGACGCUCGAGCGACACUGGUACGCGGUCGCGAACGGCAUCCUGUACGAAUAUACUCCCAGAAAGGACGCACUGCCUGACGGGUCAAACACGCCUCCGCCGCCGGCGGGCUCGAAGAAGUCUGUGAAGGGCGGCGGCGCAACCGCGAGACGGCCCGGCUACCCGUACACGUUGACGACGGUGCUGCCGCUAUCGGGGGUCUCCAUCAAGACGGGGAGGAUAGAGGGGAACGAGCACAGCCUUAAAGAUCUUCAGGGCGCCAAACCCUGGUGGGCGGAGCCGCGACCCCAGCGGUCUGCCCGUGGUGACUGCGAGCGCCAGGCUUGCCUCCGUGCUGGAGGAGAAAACCGUCGAUGAGGUGGUGCUGCAGGCAGACAGCCACGCCUCGCUGCGGGAGUGGGUGAACUGGCUCACGUCUCAGAGCAGCUCACCCAGCGGAGGAGGCCCUGGAGGGCGGGAGGAGCUCCUAGGGAGGCACCCCUACAAGAGCGUUUUUGUCGGGUGCGAGAGCCUGGAGGCUGCCGAGGCGGAGGCCCUGUGUGACGGCCUGAGGGGGGCCGUGUUUACCCGGCUGGUAGAAGAACCGUAGUUAAAAAGUGUGAGAAAUGGAGGGUCUUUGUUCCUUGUUGCUGCCUUAGUUGUGACACAGGCGUCCCUUUCGAGCUGAACCAUCAACGUGGCACAACCAACACAAUUUCUGCUUAUAUUUUUAACUCAAGCAAACCGACGCUCCAUAGAAGGGGGGAGGCGGGGCUGGCUCGGCGGAGGCAUAAGUUAGCUUGUUUAUUGUGUGUGUUGUGUUCAUUCAGCAAUGUACCAAAUGUUAGCUUCUAGAGAGGCAACGUUUUAGAUCUCUGUAUGCUUAUUUGUUUGUCUCGAUUCGUGCGGAUAGAUUAGUAGCGGAGACGUGACUCUGUACCAUACGUUUUAAGUACAACACGUACUGUUGGUAUAUUCAAACUCGUCUUGUGUAGGUACUACGGGGAAUUUUUGGUUGUUUUUAUGCGCGUCCGCGCCCUUGACAAUGGACAUUUUUAUGGACAAAGGGGCUGGCGCCUUCAAGGCGUGGUUGUAAAUGCGGAAGGAGAAAUGAGAGAGGCACGGAGGCAGGCAGUUCUUCUGUUACGCGACAACACCGUGGGGUACAAAGCGCGUGACAUAAGACUAAAGUAUAUUGGGCAUAUGCUGCUGUAACUGCGAACACACAAGCCAAAGAGGUGCAUGGAAAGGGCAGACGUCGCUUGCGGCGAAGCGGGGGGUCAAGUUGCCGCCAGUAGCACACAUUGAGGGCGAAGAGCAUAUAUAUGCUGCUGCCACUCGUGAGUGAUCGAGGGGCCACUCGACUGUUCGACGCUCUUGGCCUCGUGACCGGUGCUCUUUUUUCUUCUUUGUGUGCUAUUUCAGGCCUCAGGCUUGGCCCUCGGCGCUUAGUAAAGAGUUUAGUACCCUCUGCAACGAUUUGCUGGCGGGCAUUGCUGGAGGGCAAUACUUUUUGUGCUUUGCAGGAAGGAACGAUUAACACUC
This is a messenger RNA of Ectocarpus siliculosus, 3528 nucleotides long. Lineage: Eukaryota; Phaeophyceae; Ectocarpales; Ectocarpaceae. The record is from the annotation of a GenBank genome assembly.